Oncorhynchus kisutch (coho salmon) is the source of this 6369-nucleotide messenger RNA. RefSeq names its product disintegrin and metalloproteinase domain-containing protein 15. Gene Ontology annotation, biological process: proteolysis; innate immune response; integrin-mediated signaling pathway. The record is from RefSeq and is a predicted model, not a curated record. The coding region runs from base 520 to 3486 and encodes 988 amino acids. NCBI's taxonomy places the organism in Eukaryota, Metazoa, Chordata, Actinopteri, Salmoniformes, Salmonidae. The transcript has 24 exons. Gene Ontology annotation, molecular function: metalloendopeptidase activity; integrin binding.
UGAAAUGCGAUUACACCAUCGCUGUAAUACACUGACUCAGUCUUGUGCCCGAAUGUCUUGCAUGUGCGAAGCAGUCUGUCUUUCGGGAAUUAAGAUAUUCUGAAUAGUACUUUGGGAUUUUAACGGGAUCACAGUGGGCUCAUCUCCGCUACGGAAUGGACAUAUGUUGUAGUAGCUCGGUGUGUGAAGGUAACGGUACUGGAAGUAUGACCCUGCGAUAACGGCAGCCAGAGGCUACGGACAGCGAGCUGGGCUUGGUUAGAGGUUGGUUACAGGACUUUAUGGUGUGGGCUAAUGGCGCAGGUGAAUGAAGCCUCUUGAAAUAAAGUUACACGUUCGAUUGACUGGCACAAGCAACACUUCUGCUCUGCUUUGCAUUUGUGGAUACUAUCAUGGACUUUCGCUUGACAUUUGCCCCUGUAGGCAAAUUGAGGUAGCCGUAUAGUUUCCUCCAACAGAACCUGUGACCUUUCUCCGUUUUUGAAUGCCUUGUUUUACACCUUUUACGUGGAUUAGCUGAUGGACACGAGCCAAUGUCACUGCGCAACAAUGUUUCCGUCUAGAGCUCUGGUAACAUUGGUGCUACUCGAGACUGUUACAUUUCGCGGUACUCAAUCAAAUACGUUACCUAGUAACCGUUUAGGAUUGCUGCACGAUGCCGAUUUGCAGGAAUAUCUCCUGGCGGAAAGUCAUAUGAAUUCAAAUAAGACAGAAAUGGAGAAGCCACAAGAGAAGCUGUCUCUUUUGAACGCAACAACAGUAUCGUCCCACUCCUCACUUACAAGUCCAGAGCACCACCAUGGUAGUAGGCACGGCAAGCCACUGGAGAGGACCAGGCCCUUUGUGGUAGUGGACGGACACAAUAGAAGUCUGAGUGAGGCCUUGCAGAACGGUCACCCAGACAAGCUACAGUGUGGUCUUCAAUUUGGAGGCAGCAUCUAUCUUUUGGACCUGGAGAAAAACCAUGCUCUCCUGCCCAAGCCCCCCAAUGUCUUCUACUACCUCCCUAAUGGCACUGGGGUUUCUUUAGAGGAGAGCACAGUGACUCACUGCUACUACCACGGCUCAGUGAGGGGCUUCCCACAGUCCAGGGUGGCUCUCAGUACCUGCUCUGGACUCAGGGGUGUGGUGGCUAUCAACUCCACCCUGAGCUUUGAGCUGCAGCCUGAGGAAGACCAUGAGGAGGGGGCAGAGGAGAGUGGAGGGGAGGAGGAGGAGGAGGGGAUGCACCUGCUUUACUCCACCAGACCUCUGGAGAGGGGUAGUGUUGGGGGCUGUGGGGUGUCCCAUACACCUGUACCCCCCAUCCACAUCCCACCACAAGUCCCACACAGGAGUAAGAGGGACAUUCUCUCCGAGACCAAGUACAUAGAGCUUGUGCUUGUAGCUGAUCACGAAGAGUACCUUAACUACCAGAAAAUCAACAAGACUAUCAUCUAUCGAAUGCUGGAUGUGGCCAACCAAGUAGACUGGUUCUACCGGCCGCUGAGUGUGCGUGUGGCUCUAACUGGGCUGGAGAUCUGGAGUGACCAGGAUAAGAUCCGGGUUGACAAGAGUCCCUCAGACACCCUCAACCGCUUCCUGGAGUGGCGCACCAGAGAGCUGCUGCCCCGCCUGCGCCACGACAAUGCUCAGCUCAUUAUGGGGGAGUCAUUUGAUGGAACUACAGUGGGAAUGGCAUCUCAGUCUUCCAUGUGCUCCAAGGACCGGUCAGGAGGGGUCAAUGUGGAUCACCUGGUCAGUGUACUGGGGGUGGCGUCCACCAUUGCCCAUGAGCUCGGGCACAAUUUGGGCAUGAAUCAUGACACGGCCGACCGGCGCUGCCAGUGUCAGAACGAGCCACGCCUGGGAGGCUGCAUCAUGGAGCCAUCUACUGGGUUCAUGCCAGGCCAGCUGUUCAGCAGCUGCAGUGCCAGAGACCUGUCCCUCAGCCUGCUCCACGGUGGGGGGAUGUGCCUCUUCAACGUGCCCCAGCCUGAGAAACUGCUGGGGGGGCCACGCUGUGGAAACCUCUACGUGGAGAAGGGAGAGGAGUGUGACUGCGGCCUGCUGGAUGAGUGUAACGAUCCUUGUUGCAACGCCACCACCUGUAAACUGGUUCCUGGGGCCCAGUGUUCCUCUGAUGGCAUCUGUUGUGACAACUGCAAGCUGCGUACAGGUGGAUGGAUGUGUCGGCAGCCCCUGGGGGAGUGUGACCUCCCUGAGCACUGCACCGGUGCCUCUCCCUACUGCCCCCCCAACGUGUUCCUGCAGAACGGCGAGCCCUGCGAGGAAGGCUCCUCCUACUGCUACAGCGGUGUCUGCGCCAGCUUCAACACACAGUGCCAGAUGUUGUGGGGACCUAAUUCCACAAGGGCUCCGUCUGUCUGCUUUUCCUCCGUCAACAAACAGGGCAACAAAUACGGCAACUGUGGCCAGAUGCCAAACGGAACCUACAUCCCCUGCCCUAGCAAAGAUGUGCAUUGUGGGAGGCUCCAGUGCCAGGGAGGCAACGACCGUCCGUUGCUAGGCACCAGCGCUGAGAUCCUGACCACCAAAGUAAAAUUUAACUACAGCGACUUUGUCUGCCGGGGAACCUACUUCCACCUUGGCGACGACGUCUCCGACCCUGCCAUGGUGGCACAGGGCACCGCGUGUGGUUUUGGCAAGGCCUGUUGGAACCAGCAGUGUCAGGAUGUGUCUUUGUUCGGCGUCGAAGAUUGUCAGAGCAAAUGCAACGGACACGGGGUGUGCAACAGCAAUAAGAACUGCCACUGUGACGUGGGCUGGGCUCCUCCAGACUGUAGGUCCACGGGUCAUGGAGGCAGUGUGGAAAGUGGCCCUGCAAGAGCACCUAGAGGAUCCGACCCGGCACGUGUGGCCUUGCUGGUCAUCUUCCUCUUCGUCCUGCCAGUGGUUCUCCUCUUCCUCGCCCUGCGUUUCCCCCGGUGUCACCGCAACCUGCCCUGUCUGGGCACUACCAGCCUCUUCCACAAGGGCACCGGACGCCAACAGAGCCGGACGCCGGCCACAGAGCGAGUGGAUGCUCGUAACGGGGAGCAGGUCCAACCACUGAGGUACCACUGGAGCCGCCAGAGUGACAUCCAAAUGACCCCGUCUCCGCCUUCUAACAAGAUUCAGGACAGACCUGCUCCACCUACUAAGCCACUCCCUCCUGACCCUGUCUUAAAACAAGCCCAGCCAUCGUUGAGUCGGCCGGCUCCUCCCACCAGGCCUCUACCCCCUGACCCUGUGCUAACAGGCAGCCAGGCCCUUGUACAACCCAAAAAACCACCAGCACCCAGGAAGUCCUUGCCUUCAGAGCCCCCGUCACAUCCCACCCACCCUGGGUACAUUGCAUCUGGUGCCCCCCUGCAACAUGGAGCGAGUAUAACUUCAGUUCCACCUGUUGGCCCUCCUGUUGCAGCUGUCCCUUCCAGACGUGCCCCUUUACCUCCAGUACGGACGUCACAACCCAGGAAACCCAACUCGACACCUCCGGUUUAACUGCCAAAGAUCCACAAAACCACUAAGAUUCUGAGAUUCUCUUAAACCGGACCUGAACGCAUGAAUUGCACUGAUUCAGCCAAGAGUUUUAUUAUGGAGAACCUUACAGGAAGGCUCAGAACCCAGAAGUCUCCAAAUGAAGGCUGCUUUUCACUCUCCCUGCCCCCCCUAAACUAUUUCCUGUUGUCUUCUUCCUGAGAGACUGACAGGUGCCUUACGUGUCGUGUUGGGACAGACUGGGGCUCCGAGCAAAGCAGAGAAGGUCUGGAAUGUUCAGUCAGGUUGAUCCGUUGGCCAUUAAGAAACUGGAUGGAUGUAGUUAAGUAUCCGUCAAAGAUGUAACACUUCUUGAAAACUGUGUGGCUUUUGACAUUAACUGACAAUUACAAAAAUGGAUGUCUACACAGAGGCUAAGCUCAAUUGAGAUUAAAGGCCCAGUACUGGUUUUAUGGCAUUGGCACAUUUGAAUGUGCCCUGUGAUGCUUCAGAAAAACAUAUUACUCUUCUACUUAUAGGUUGAAGCCCAAGUCAUCCUCCCAAUCUGACUGUGGCCACCACUUUUGCACCAUUUUGCAGUAUUUUAUUUUAAGUGGCUUGGCUAAUGCAGGCCUCAGGAAACCAGUCCUGACCACCCCCUGCUCUCUUUCUGGAAUAAAGAAGCAUGUCAACACUUUCAUUCACCGCAAUGAUUUCUUUGAUCUCCAUCACAAUGGUGUCAUUGAGGGGGAGGACCUUGCAUGCAACCCUUUCUGACUAACCCUUGAGAUGAAAUGAGAAUAGUGUCACAGAAACCUUAGUUCUUGAUUGCAGAGCUGUACAACUAACUGCACAACUGUAAAUACCAGAGAAUUCUAACUUGCCUACUAGUUUUAAUUCUACAAUAAUGGCUAUUUAAAGCCAAAGAGAUGGAUCUCUGGAGAAGUGAGGGGGGAAGUAGAUUGAACUUUGAAAUGAUAGGCCACUUCUCGAAGACUGACCUACGCUGCGACAGAAGACCGGUUGCCUUUUUUGUACCUUUGGUGAUCAGUUGUGCCGCACCAGUGUAAGCCAGAAUGAGUUAAGUGCACUCAUAGAAUGAGGAGCUCUUUUAAAUGAGUCUUCACAUAUUCAGGUAAAUUAAAACCAAGCCAUGGGAUUCACUUCUUUAGGAUUGGUGGGUCCCCUGUGGGACGGUUGAGCGAACGUAGGCUAAUGCGAUUAGCAUGAGGUUGUAAGUAACAAGAACAUUUCGCAGGACAUAGACAUAUCUGAUAUUGGCAGAAAGCUUAAAUUAUUGUUAAUCUAACUGCACUGUCCAAUUUACAGUAGCUAUUACAGUGAAAGAAUACCAUGCUAUUGUUUUAGGAGCGUGCACAGUUUUGAACAUAAAGUUAUUAAUGAACAAAUUAGGCACAUUUGGGCAGUCUUGAUACAACAUUUUGAACAGAAAUGCAAUGGUUCCUUGGAUCAGGCUAAAACUUUGCACAUAUACUGCUGCCAUCUAGUGAACUAUUUAUAAAUUGCACCUGGGCUGGAAUAAUACAUUAUGGCCUUUCUCUUGCAUUUCAAAGAUGGUACAACAUUUUUUACAAAAAAACGGUUGGUUUCUAAUUUGUAUUCUCUUUUACCAGAUCUAAUGUGUUAUUCUCCUACAUUCCUUUCACAUUUCCACAAACUUGUUUCCUUUCAAAUGAUACCAAGAAAAUGCAUAUCCUUGCUUCAGGGCCUGAGCUACAGGCAGUUAGAUUUGGGUGUCCUUUUAGGCGAAAAUUGAAUAAGAGGGGCCGAUCCUUAAGAGUUAAACUGGGGAAACGCUGACUGAAUGUACGGGAAAAAAACUAUAGGCUCACACUUUACAUUAAGUCACAGCAAUGCCAUGUAGUUACACCAAAUAUAUAAUUUUCUCAGUCUUAUUUCAUGUAACUAGAUUGUUAAUUAAUGUAAAACAUAUUGUCACUUAUCUUUUUAGUGCAAUUCCAGCAUUGUUAUCUUCCUUCUCUGCAGUACAGUGUACAGCUAGUUACCAAAGUAGUUUGAGUAACUUCAUGGUAUAAGGGCAACUUAAUAUAAAGUGUUAUGAUGUUCUGGAAUAAACCACAAUAUACGCAUUACUACUCCUGAAGUGGUGAGCCACCAGUACAGGGGCUGUAUGUCGGCAGGCAACAGUAUUGAUUUUGCCUGCAUGUCAUGAAAGUGUAUUUCAUUUCUAGUGAAAGAUUGUUUUCCAAGUCAAAACGUCUGUUUGUCUUCCAUUUAAUGUUUAAAGUGAUGAAUUACCAGCCUUAUGAGUUUUAAGUUGAGCACUCCACGGCAACAUGGCUAACUGUGUCUAUACAGCAAAUAGAUGAUUUUGUGUAUCAAUGGUGGCUUAUUUAGUCAAAGAGAAUUUGGCUAGCAGGUAUGAUAAUUGAAACUGAUAAUCUUCAUCCUGAUUUGAAAUCUGCCAAUACUUCUUGGUCAUUUGGAUAAAUGAGUACUGGUAUCCAUUACAAGCAUUUCAGAUCAUUUGACUGUUCAUUAUUUUGAUUAAUUACUAAAGUUGUCAACUUUGAUUAUGACAAACUCUAAAUGGUGCAGGCAUGUUAUUAUGCCUUCCAUCGGUCCAUUUGAUUUAGAAUUUGUAAAUGUCCUUUAUGGACCUUCUACUGACUAUGAUCUGUUCCAAUGUUCUGAACACACUCUCCCUUUGGUUCUAUUCAUAUGUCUUACAUUUCUAAUACGACUGAUUAUCAGUAUGAGAACACUCAGAUGUAACACGAAUUGUUCCGAAUUUUGCUCAAUGCAAUUAUGGGAGGGUCUUUUCAUGAAACUGUUCUACUUUGACCUCUGUCUGCAUUUUUCCUACUGUCUCAAUUGAGACGUUCACUGCUGCUGAGGGAAAUAAAACAGACUGUGGAAAAGAGA